CAGCACCAGUUAAUUAAAGAGAGGUGUGCACAUGCUCUAUAACUCAGAUCGACGUCUAUUUUCUCUUAUCAAACUAACUAAUGUUGAUAUUCACUUCACAACGAACGCGCAGUGCACUGCCAGCACACACCGAGUUACGACAGGAUGUUGUCGAUAGAGCAAUUGUCGCAAAUUGUGAAGGAGCAUCUCGCACGUAUUCAGAUAUGUGACAAUAAUGAUUUUGGAAACAAAUGGAUAAUCGCCGAUUCAAAAGUUGGAGGCCGCGGACUCAUUGCAACGAAAGAUAUCAAAACAAACGAAAUAUUAUUUAUCGAUGAUCCAAUAGUUCGCGGUCCACGAUCCGGAACUAUCAUACAAAGAGGGUGUACCGUUUGCGGAAAAAUCGAUAACUCGUCUUUAUUUAGGUGCACAAAUUGUGGUUUAUUGUUAUGUUCAGAGCAGUGUCAAAAUAGUAGCGUUCAUUACGAUGAUUGUUGCAUAAUAUCCGGCUGGCCCAGCAAAGUACCGAUUGAGGAUGUAGACAAUACACUACUAUCCCGCGCAUUGACUUCCAUAAGGGCUUUGUUGCUUAAUGAUGAUCAGAAGAACCUUGUAAGAAAUCUACAAGCACACAUCUUACCCCAGCAUGCAAGCGAAAUACGGGAUUUAAAAGAAUACUUUGAUAUUCCAUCAGAAGAAGAAGAAUUUAUGUCAUUAGUAAGUUGUAUACUUGAUUCAAACGCAUUUCAAAUUGCGACGCGAUAUGGCAGCAAGGAAAUGAGUAUGCGUGGCUUGUAUCCAGUGUCAUCGUUAUUGAAUCACAAUUGUGUUCCGAAUACUAAAUAUGGUUUUGACAAAGACUACAAAAUGUUCGUCAGAGCUGUGAAGCCUAUUCCAGCGGGCACUGAAUUGACUACGUGCUACUCAGGAUUACUUUGGGGUACACCCGCUAGACGCCUGCAUUUGUUCAAAACUAAACAUUUUUGGUGUAAAUGUGAUCGGUGUGCAGAUCCGACAGAACGGGGAACACUCCUGUCAGCACUCAAGUGUUUCGAGCCUAGUUGUGCAAGCUCUCUUAUACCAAUUGAACCUCUAAAGUCAUCAACUGCUUGGAGAUGUUUAGAUUGCGGACUUCGUGUCCCAAACAAUAACAUCUGCACCUUGCAGAGUGCACUCGGAAGCUUAAUUGGAUGUCUGGAUUUUGCAAACGUAGUGGAUUUGGAGAAGUUUCUUAUAAAUAGAGUCUUGAAAUAUGUACCGAAAAGUAAUCAAAUAUUUAUGGAUCUUCAGUGUCGUAUAAUAUGGGAGUUUGGUGAAGCAGAAGGACUUCGAUGGCAUGAGCUGUCAGAAUCUCGGGUAGCGUUAAAGGAAAGUCUAUGCCGGAGCACGCUGCGAACAGUGGCCGCCCUGGGGUUGGGUGACGCGUACCUCAGAGGUCUACUGCUGUACCACCUGCACGCCUCGCUGGCAGAACGGGCACGGCGCUGCCCUGACCUUUACGAGAAUCUCAAGGCAGAAAUCGAAAACACAAUAGAACAGGCGUACAAUAUCCUUCAAGGUGAUAUAUCGGCUCCGCCAGAUCUGGAGCUGAGACGACAGUACCUGGGCCCAGGGUGCCACAAGCCACAUGCAGAAAGAUUCUGCAUCUUUAAAAGCAACGACUCAAAAUCCCGUUUGGAAUGCAGAUUUCCUUAGAGAAGAACGAGCAAGAAACUCUAUGGUUGCACUUUUCAAUACUGAUUGAUAUGACAGAUUUUUAAUUUAAAAUUAAUUUUACAAAUCAUUUCAAUUACAAUAUACACAAAGUGAUGCAAAAAAUACCCAAAGGUCAAUUACUAAAUGUCUUACACGAGUAAAGAAAAACAAUGUAAAUUAAUAAGUAAAAACAUAGUUACAAGUUAUUGAGUACAUACUUAAAGUACAAUACAGUAGAAGAUUGGGAUUUCUUAGCAUAAGCUUAGUAUAAUUUCAGUUGUCAAAUGAGUAUAAAACCGAAAUCAAAGAUUAUGCUAAGCUUACAUUCAGCUAAGUUUUACGUAAGUAAACUCUGAGCAAAGUAUAAGUACGCUCUAUAGAUAUACCUUAGAGAAAAAUUGACAAAUAUUCGAAUCUCUCUUGUAAUUUAAUUUAACUGACCAUGUUAUUAAAUUAAUAAUGUAAGUCAUACGCAAAGUGGAUGUAAAUACUACGAAAUAAGAGGUGGGACUGUCUAAGUUAAAAUUGAAAUUUAGUUUAGUAUGAAACAUACAGUGAUUUGACAUAAGUCUGAAAUAGAAUAUAUAUCACGAUCGGCCACGAAGUACCUAUAAUCCGGCUAAGUUUGAAAGCGUUGUUAAAACAGUUGCUUAAAUCGUAGUGGAUGUCGGCUAUCUCCUUUUUUUACAAGAUCAUAACCGUCACCUGUCAAUCUGUCAAUGACUGCACGUUUCAUACAAUCGAGUGAAUCGCUUCUUUCUUAGAAUGUUUCGCUAGGCUGGUCAUACGCUGCCCAUGGUGCAAUAAAGACGAGUAAUAUGAUAAUGAUAAAUGGUGAACUAUACUCGGAGUGUAGUUUACCAUUUAUCGAAUCCACUAAUCGAUUCCUAAAUGCGUUAAGUUAUGUAUCACCGCGAGUAGCGCGUGUUCGUGAUAACUGUAAAAUAAUAUUCAUAAAUCAAAUUAAGAACUAUAUUUCAUGCUUUCUUAUUAAGACAACAGCCAGCUUGCUGGGUGAAGAAGUUGAAACAUUAGAGAGGUUAGAGCUAGAGGUCACGGGUUCGAAUCCCGGUAGGUGCAAACAUUUAUGUGAUGAAUGUUUGUUUCCGUGUAAUGAAUGUUAUCGUAUUAAAUAUAUUGUUGUGCUUUAUGCCUAGUUUGGGGCACAAUACCUAAUUUGUGUAAAAGUGUGUCAAUACUGUUAUUAUUAUGAGUACAUUUUAUUGUAAUUUCACAUUAUUUCCUAGAUUUAUAUAUACUUAUAAGUAACAUAUUUAUAAAAGAACAAUAUUAUAAAUAUAUAAAUCUUUCUGUA
This is a messenger RNA of Leptidea sinapis, 2989 nucleotides long. Its product is annotated as SET domain-containing protein SmydA-8-like. Bases 145 to 1674 code for a protein of 509 amino acids. Lineage: Eukaryota; Metazoa; Arthropoda; Insecta; Lepidoptera; Pieridae. Gene Ontology annotation, molecular function: protein binding. The transcript has 4 exons. The record is from RefSeq and is a predicted model, not a curated record.